AACUGUCCAAGAGGAGUACAAUAUGCUUCUUUUUAGAAGCAUUUCACUUCAGGUAUUUCUUUUACUGCUUGUACAUAUAUCUUUCGCUCAAGAAGAAUAUGGAUCAGAUUACGAAGAGAAUUCAGAAUAUAACAGUGAAGAUGGAGAAGAGCAUGGACACCCAGAUUAUUCCAAAUAUUAUUCCGUAGACGGAACACCCGCAGAAAGCUCUGCAUUGACAGGAUUUGUUGGUGGAACAGGGUUUUCUAGUUUCUUCAAUACACAGCCAAUAGAACUUUCUGGUACCAACAAGAAGCCUUUAACUCUCCCUCCCAUUAACUUUGUUCCACAACAGCAGCAGACACAGUCUCUGCCAAUAUUUUCUCCAAUUCAACAAGCUACAAAUUACCACCUAAGCGCACCUCUUAAGGACUUCUUUGAAGAAUCCCAGCGAAAGCAGCAAUUGCAAUAUCAAAAUAAAGAUGACUAUAUCAAACCAGGUCCUAGCUACAUUUCUCAUCAAUUACCCCUCAGUGUAGCUGCGACUGCGAAUGCCGAUGAAGUGGAAAGAAUACCUCCUAGACCAAAUAAACCAAAAGCUAAGCCAAAAAAAGAAAGCGAUGACGAAAUCGACGAAAUCUACAAAGAUGAUGUAGAAGUAGAAAAAGAGAUCGCAGUAAAGAAUGAUAAAUAUUUAGAUCUAUUAAAUACUAAACCCUAUGUAGACUACAAUACCGGAAAAUCAAGUUCUACUAUUUCACAAUAUCCUCUAGCUGCUGGUUUGUUGGAUGUUUCUAGCAGCAAACUAACACCUUAUCAAAAAUACAGUUUCCAACCAGUUGUUCAAGCUUCUCGUAUUACUGAUGAUUUAUAUAAUCCCAAGACUGUCGAACCCUUUAACCCUAGUUAUCAAAAGAAACUAGAAGCUAAUAUAAAUCUCGAAAGCCAACCUAGUGAAAAUGUUCCAAGUCAUUUAAAAGACCAUGAUUGUAGAAAAAUUUCUAAAUCUGAUUCCGAUAUGAAUUGCUUUGUUUGUGUAAAUUCAGACACUAAAUCCAAAUAUACCCAAUGUUCGUAUACUUCCGAAAAAGAACCCGUUCAGUAUAAUAAAGGAUAUUCGGAAAGAUAUUCUGUUCCAGCCAAAGACGGUCACUUUAGAUACAGAAGAUACACAGACAGAAAAAAUGAUCCAUAUUAUUCUAUAAGAGAAAGAUCUCGCAAAACAUUUGAGGAACCUAGUAUCCCUGAAAAUUAUAAUGCGGGUUUCCAAUAUGAACCAGAAAACUACGAGGAAAGUAAUCAAGAAGAGAGUUAUUCAGAACAACAAUCCGAAAAUAUAAAGAAGAAUCCUCAAAAUUGCAAGAAAGUCGAAAAAGAAGGAUCAACUUGUACCGUUUGCAGAGAUCCUAAAACAGGUGGAAACUAUGAACAAUGUUCUUAUUCAUCAGCCCCUUCAGAAAAAAAAUAUGCUUAUGUUAAAGAACGAAAAUAUAACAGUGACGAUGAACCCGAAGAAUCCAAAUCAGUUCCAAAAACAGAAAAUGCACCCAAAGACAAAAUUGAGACUAGUGAAACAAAAACCGAAGAAAAACCAGUCAAAGAUAUUGAACCAAUAGAAAAAUAUGAAGAGCAAAUUGACCAACAUAAGACUCCAAAAAAGCGCAAUGAUGAUAACGAUCCAAUCAUUUUCGAAAACUAUAAGAAAAAUAGAGACAGUAGUAGAGCUCGAUAUGCCAAAGAAAAAUAUGAGGUUCCCGUUCAUUUUGCUGAAAGCGUUCUAAAAGAAACACGAGACACACAUCCUGAAGAUGAGAGCUCUUCCAAAGACUUCGACGAAUAUCACUUAAAACUAUUUCCAGAAUUAUCUCGAGAAGAAUCUAGAAAAGAUGAAACAAAAGACGAAAGAGCGGAAGAAGAAGAAGAAGAAGAAUACGUAAUUCCUGAGUCCACCAAACAUAAUGUAGAAGAAGUGUUGGCAGAAUUUACUAAGAAGGACCGAUCAAAUUGUAAGAAAUCCGAAAAGAAUGGUAUGACAUGUUUCCUUUGUGUUGACAAGAAUAAGAUUCAACACGAAGAAUGCAUGUUCAUUCAAGAAUCUCGACCAAAGUCAUCUCAUGUAGCUUACCAUCAACUAAAGGGCAUUAAAAAAUUAGACAAUGAAGAAGAACAGCCAGAUGAAUCAAAAAAUAAACCAAUUUUAACGGAAGCUGAAAAAACUGAAUUUCUUAAAAAACCACAAAUUCCAGAAACACUGGAAGUAGCAGCAUCUGAAGGUGUAGAAAGAAGAGUAGCUUAUAAAGAACAUAAAGACGUAUAUAAGAAGAAAAGAAGUCCCAAAAAAUACAAAAAGAAACCUGUUGCAGAACCCACUUUGAAAACGCCUACAGAAUUUGAAGUUGGGGAUGAGGAAGGCGCUUUCAGUGCGGAAACAAAACCAGUCCACAGUAAACUGCACGGUGUGCAGCUUCCAAAGUACAUGGUAGAAAAGUCUGAAUAUGAGCAAGAAUUUGAUGAUUUUGCGGGUGCGCAUUAAAAAUAAUUGUGAUACAAUUUUUGUGCUUUGUUUGUUGUACAAUUUAUUUUAGAAUUUCUGUUGUUGUGUUGUUAAAAAUACAGUUAAUAAAAGAAUA
Molecule: messenger RNA, 2609 nt
Organism: Diabrotica virgifera virgifera (western corn rootworm)
Lineage: Eukaryota; Metazoa; Arthropoda; Insecta; Coleoptera; Chrysomelidae
Exons: 3
Coding region: 23-2512 (829 amino acids)
Source: RefSeq, a predicted model, not a curated record